Messenger RNA from Anopheles moucheti, 3011 nucleotides. Its product is annotated as lipoma-preferred partner homolog. The coding region runs from base 309 to 2159 and encodes 616 amino acids. Gene Ontology annotation, biological process: cell-cell adhesion. The transcript has a single exon. The record is from RefSeq and is a predicted model, not a curated record. Gene Ontology annotation, cellular component: focal adhesion; stress fiber. NCBI's taxonomy places the organism in Eukaryota, Metazoa, Arthropoda, Insecta, Diptera, Culicidae.
AGAAAGCAAAUUGUACAUUUAUUGAUAAAUACAGACAAAAACCUUUGCUAAACAUUUUCUUUCUUCGUAGCCGUCCAAGCAGAGCUCUUUAUCUGCGUGUGCGGAAGUGCCAUUAAUCAUCCACUGAGGUCACACACGACUUUGCAGCGCUCGUCGAAAGGCAGUGGACCUUCGUUUCGUGCAAGAAAUAGCAAACACCAGCCCCAAAGUGUACAGUUCAACGAGAAAAAAAAGUUUGGGGUGCGGCACGUAGUGCAAAAUUAGGGGUGAUCGCAAUUAAAACACCACAAGCAAACGAUAAAGUGAAGAUGGAAGACUUGAAGGAACAGUUUCCUGCUUACAACUCGGUGCUGCGACAGUCGAACGGACAGCAAAGGCCGUACCACAGCACCGGCCUUCCGGACUGUCCACCCAACGGGGCAGGUAUACCGGGCAUGGUAAUGAUUGGGCGCAAGAGUGGUCCAGCCGUCCCGCCGAAACCGCGCAAAAAUGGCCAGCAACAAGUUCCACCGCAGGUCCCGAAAAGCUCCAACGUGAAGCAGUACUGUGAACCAUCAUUCUCUACCGUGCUCGAAGGCCAAGCCACCAACCUUGACGAGCAUGCAUAUACAAAUGUUACGAACGCAGCUAAUGGUGCGGCGACCACUGCCCGGAGUGGUAAACUUGGGGCGCGUAAGGUUACCCUUGAUGAUGCCCUCGAGCUACAGCACGUCAAAGAAGCGCUGGAACAUCACAAACGUACGCUGGAAGCAAACCGCUCAAAGUCACUCCAGGGCCAAGGGCCGGAGCAUGGUAACACGGUGUACGAAAAUACACAACCAGCAUCGUACGCAGGUAGUUACGCAUCGGACGCAACGUACUCGAAUCUUCCUGGAGCGCCACAUCCCGGCCAUCAGGGAGGGAAGAACAACGAAGGACUGAUCUAUAGCAACAUAAUGCACAACACAAACCCAUCGAAAUCGUUUCCUCAACGACAAAUUUCGGAGGAAUUGCCACCACCGCCACCACAGGACAUGCCGCUGCAGCUGACCCUGACUGCACUCAACUUGGAGGAUAAUGAUGAUGAAUUCCCGCCACCUCCUAGUCCGGUCAGUUCAUCGUACAGCGAGCUAAGGCGAGCUACCGAUUUGCCACACAUGGGCCGUCAAUCGCAACCGACGUACACGCUGGUGGGUCCCGGUGCAGGGGGUGUUGGUGCACCGGGAGGCCAAACGUACAGUAACAUGGCCCCGGGCAGUCAGAUUUAUGCCAACAACAUGCACCAUCAGUCACUGUACGGUACGUACGGCAUGAGUUCGCAGGGUUCGACUACGUACGAAUCGAUCUACGAACCGAUCAAUCCACGCCCGCCGAGUCAGAUGUCGGGCCGAUCGAACUACUCGCUGUACGCACCGUACGUCAACUCGCACGGUAUAAACAGCCCGAACGAUAGCAUCAUAACGAGCGCCUCUCAACAGCAGCACCGUGGCCAUGGCGGUAACACGAUGUCCAAGGGUGCCGAAGUAGACACGCUCACCGAUCUGCUGGUGCAAUCGAUCCAAGACCAGGAAUCGUUCGGCACGUGCGUAAAGUGCGGUGAGCGUGUCCUCGGUGAGAAGACGGGCUGUACCGCGAUGGACAAGAUCUAUCACAUCGCGUGCUUCACGUGCCACCAGUGUCAGAUCAAUUUGCAGGGCAAACCGUUCUACGGCCUAGAUGGGAAACCGUACUGCAAGGAGGACUAUCUGAACACCCUGGAAAAGUGUUCCGUCUGUUUGAAGCCGAUUCUGGAGCGUAUAUUGCGCGCCACGGGCAAACCGUACCAUCCGCAGUGCUUCACGUGCAUCGUCUGCGGCAAAUCGCUCGACGGCAUCCCGUUCACGGUGGAUGCCACGAACCAGAUACACUGUAUCGAUGAUUUCCACAAAAAGUUUGCGCCCCGUUGCUGCGUCUGCAAGUUACCGAUCAUGCCCGGUCCGGGCGAGGACGAAACGGUCCGUGUGGUGGCGCUCGAUCGCAGCUUCCACAUCAACUGCUACAAGUGCGAGGACUGUGGGUUGGUGCUGUCGUCCGAGGCGGAAGGUCGCGGUUGCUAUCCACUGGACGAUCACAUACUCUGCAAGAGCUGUAACGCCAAACGGGUGCAAACCCUCACCAGCCAUAUGACGACCGAGCUGUAGAACAGAUUUCAAACAAAAAAAAACAAACAAACACUUGUUUGCUAAGUGCGGCUUCGCGCAAAAACCGAAGAACUCGUCGCAUCGCAAAAAAAAGAAACAAACUUUUUGUACUUAAGCAGGGCUAAGUAGAGAUAGUUAAAUCGCGGAGAAAACUAGGCCGGUGCGUUAACAGAUGCAACGAAAAAUUGAAAAACAAAUGCGAGAAGAACGUUUUAGUCAAAUAUUUGGUUUUACACACCAAACGAAUUAGCACAAAGCGCAUCAUCAUCGACAGGUUCAUACACUUUUCACAUUCCACACUUGCACGAAUGCAUUCCACUGUUUGUCGUAUCUCUCGUAUUUAUAGCUUUUAUUAUAUAGUUGCGAUAUAUAGAAAGGCCACCGUUUUCGCUGUCCAUUAGGAAGUAGUUGCACUAGACGUUGCUGUUAUUUUCUUGUAACCAAGUUUAACCACUCUCACUCAUUACCAGAAAUAGCAAAACUAGCUAGGGAGGGUUCUGGGAUAAAAUAUCAACAUCAAUAUAAAGAAAAAUCUAUUCGUGAUCCGUAAUUGUGGACAGACCGGUUCAAUGUUGACAGGAUUAACCGUACGUAGUUCUAAUGUUUCUACUACUCUUAUUCGAACUAACCAUUCCCGCAGGUAGCAUUGUUGUCCAGAUAUGCAUUUAUUCGUCAUUAGCAAAAUAGCGUUUGGGUGUUGCAACUACAACAGCUGGGCAAAUAAGCUGCCGUAUCACUGCCCGGUUUUCAUGUGUGACCGAUAUUUCGACCGUCUCUACAACAAAAAAAAGUAAUAGGGCAACAAUGAUGUUGAUAUUGCAUUUAUGUCGCUUUAAUAAAUAUUGUGGCAAA